AUGGAGUUUAUCGAGGUGACUAAUGUAGCGUUCCCCGUAGGCCUCGAACAUACUCGACGCACACUUUUGAGGCUAUUCGAGAGGGUGCAAUCUGUGGAGGAUAUUGUGGUGGACGUGCGACAGAGUCGGGCGAUGAUUUCCUUCACAGAAUCCUCGGCGGCACAGGAGGCGUUGGUAUUGCUUGACGGUUUUCCGCUUUUUGGACGGGCACUGUGUCUGCAUGUCUCACCUCCACCAGCUUCACCGAUUCGCGGGUACAUUGUGGCGACAAAGCCCUCAAAGUACCUGCUCGUGCGCAACACACCCUAUCUGACCGUGGUGGUGAAGCUGAAGCACAUUGCCGGCGUUGUCGCGAUCACAUCAGCGGGGGUGAACAGCUGCUUUGUCGUGGCGGAGUCUGUUGAGGAUACGAUACUCCUGAAGGAGGUACUGCUGUCUCACCCCAGCAGGUGGGGUACUGAGGUGUUUGUGUCUUACCUGCGAAAGCUGCCGUGA
This is a messenger RNA of Leishmania braziliensis MHOM/BR/75/M2904, 495 nucleotides long. Its product is annotated as putative U1A small nuclear ribonucleoprotein. The transcript has a single exon. The coding region runs from base 1 to 495 and encodes 164 amino acids. Gene Ontology annotation, molecular function: RNA binding. The record is from RefSeq and is a predicted model, not a curated record. NCBI's taxonomy places the organism in Eukaryota, Euglenozoa, Kinetoplastea, Trypanosomatida, Trypanosomatidae.